Messenger RNA from Danaus chrysippus (African queen), 1461 nucleotides. The record is from the annotation of a GenBank genome assembly. NCBI's taxonomy places the organism in Eukaryota, Metazoa, Arthropoda, Insecta, Lepidoptera, Nymphalidae.
AUGUCAUUUUUAAAAUCCAUUUGUAUAUACAUAAGAAUAUUAAUUGACAAGACGAUAGAUUUCAUAUUUUCAUUGUAUUGGGAAGGCAAGAAGCAAGUCAUACCGGACCUUGAAAAGAGACAUGCCUUCCUCGCUGAGAGCGCUACGAGUUUGGCGAGGAAGAUCAAAAACAAAGAACUGAAAUCUGAAACUUUAAUUCAGGCCAUGAUUGAACGAAUGAAACAGGUUAACCCGCUGUUAAAUGCAGUCGUCGCGGAUAUGUACGACACAGCCCUAGAAGAAGCGAAAGAGAUUGACAGGCAAAUAGCUCAAGGGCUGUCAGAGGAGAUGGCUAAUAAACCCUUUUUAGGGGUGCCAUUUACUACUAAAGAAAGUCAAGGUUUAAAAGGAAUGCCAACUACAAUGGGUCUUUGGUGUCGUAGGAACGAUAGAGCCACUGAGGACAGCGAGGCAGUCAUUAGAUUAAAGAAAGCAGGGGCUAUAGCUCUAGCUACCACGAACUUGCCAGAAUUAUUGAUAUGGCAAGAGACUCGUAAUCCAGUGUAUGGACAGACAAACAAUCCUCAUCAUACGGGCCGCAGUCCUGGAGGCUCUAGUGGGGCGGAGGCAGCUCUCUCUGCCACAUACGCCACAGCUAUCAGCUUAUGUUCAUUUUAUCGUACCGGUGAGGAAGACAGUAUGUAUUGCUUGGGAUUCAUAUCCAAGCAUGUAGAAGACUUGGCGCCUCUCAUUAAGAUUGUGGCUGGCGAUAAAGCUGAGCUACUUAAGCUGGACAGAAAUGUUGAUUGUAAGGACAUCAAAUUUUAUUAUUUAGAAUCGAGCAAUGACUGUCACAUUAGUCCAAUCCAACCUGAAAUAAAAGACGCCAUGCAUAAGGUGAUUAAGAAGCUUCAAGAAGAUUUCAAUACCACAGUGGAGCCCUACCAUCACCCAGGUUUCGACAGCAUGUAUUCGUUGUGGGCCCACAUGAUGGCCAAGGAGCCCGGGGACUUCACUACCAUGCUUGUCGAUGGAAAGGAUCGGGUCAAUGGCUUUAAAGAAUUGGGAAAAAAGAUGCUAGGGAUGAGUAAGUUCUGCCUGUUCACGAUACUACGAGUGUUGGAGAUGCAAGUGUUGCCAGCACCUAACAAGGAGUGGGCUGAGACGACGAUUAACAGUAUGAAGGAGGACCUCUUUAGUAAAUUAGGUAGUAGCGGUGUCCUACUUCUUCCAAGUUCGCCAACUGCCGCUCCCUACCACUACUCGCCAGUACUGAGGCCCUACAACUUCUCAUAUUGGGGACAUGUUAACACUCUCAAGUGUCCCGCGACACAGGUACCUCUCGGUAGGAAUAGCGCUGGUCUUCCUAUCGGUAUCCAAAUCCUGGCUGCUCCAUACAACGACGCGCUCUGUCUCAGCGUCGCGAAAUACUUAGAGAAAGAGUUCGGGGGAGCGAUUAUGGCUUGUGAUAUUAAGAAAUAA